Molecule: messenger RNA, 559 nt
Organism: Talaromyces proteolyticus
Lineage: Eukaryota; Fungi; Ascomycota; Eurotiomycetes; Eurotiales; Trichocomaceae
Exons: 1
Coding region: 289-444 (51 amino acids)
Source: RefSeq, a predicted model, not a curated record
UUUCAGAGGUAUGUUAACUUGUCUUAUUGUCUUAUUAUGAGGGGUAGGUGGACUGUUUAUAUACAUAUAUGCACAGACCCACACCCCAAUAUCAUCAGCCACACGCCACAGCCACCGGGAUAUUCAACAGUCUAGUGGACGGUAACAUGCGACCGUAAGGAAGAAGUCUCUAGACGGAAGAGAGCUCCGUGUGGAAGAAGGCUCCGUUAGGAAUAAAUUCCCCUGAUCCUUAGCCGAUAACUAGCCGUGACCAUAUAAGCUAAAGUAGUUAACUACGGCCUGGGGAAUAUGGCAGGAAAGUGGACAGAGCACGGUCUUGUCCAGGAGGAUAUAUUUCUGUGGGCAGGGUGGAUUAAUUCUUGUAGCAGACUUGACCGCCGCGACCCUAAAAUAACCAAACCCAUGUCAUUAUUUGCUUUGAUAUGUUUUGACUCAUGCUUAUAAUAAACUAACAAUGACGGAAGUUCCGACACAGACGUUUGUUUAGAUACUGAUAUAGAUCAGCGUACCACCCCCUAAUCUGAUUUAUCGAGUCGAAGACGGCUCACUCAACUCCCGG